Molecule: messenger RNA, 339 nt
Organism: Saccharomyces cerevisiae S288C
Lineage: Eukaryota; Fungi; Ascomycota; Saccharomycetes; Saccharomycetales; Saccharomycetaceae
Gene: YLR415C
Exons: 1
Coding region: 1-339 (112 amino acids)
Cellular component (GO): mitochondrion
Source: RefSeq, marked reviewed
AUGUAUCUCAGUGCCCAGCUUAUGAGAACUGUCACAGCCUCCCACUUGACCCUCAGAGCCCUCUCCACUCCCCCCCUCUUUCAACAUCGCCAGAUAGCCGCCGUUGAAUGGUGCGGGACAACCCGGCCUGGCCUGGCCAGGCAAAAAAGGACGCAGCACGCCUCGAGCGUUAUUUCCAAAUCGGGCGUACUAUCAGCCAAGCCCAGCUCGGUAUUUUUAGCGCUUCUCGCAGGAAAAUUGGCUGAGAAGUAUAUAUACGCGAGAAUGUUGCUCUUCCAUGUCUCAGUAGUCAAUGAGUGUCCAGUGGUGUUUCAUUCUGGACCAGUUGUUUGGAAGUAG